Pleurotus ostreatus (oyster mushroom) is the source of this 723-nucleotide messenger RNA. RefSeq lists its product as uncharacterized. The record is from RefSeq and is a predicted model, not a curated record. The transcript is spliced from 7 exons. The coding region runs from base 1 to 723 and encodes 240 amino acids. Lineage: Eukaryota; Fungi; Basidiomycota; Agaricomycetes; Agaricales; Pleurotaceae. Gene Ontology annotation, molecular function: hydrolase activity, acting on halide bonds, in C-halide compounds.
AUGAAUGACAUUCAAGCAUUCAUCUUCGAUGUGUUUGGCACAGUGGUGGAUUGGCGCACAACCAUUGUGGAGGAGCUGAGGGUACAGGGUGAUCGGUGUGGCGCAAGUACGAUUAAUUGGGACGAAUUUGCUGGAGACUGGAGAUCGGCGUUCUGGGUCGCAACAAAUGAGAUUGCUGCUGGAGGGAGUGGGCCCGGAAGCAUUGACGCUUUACACCGAAAGCUCUUGGACACAAUGCUUGAAUCGGAAAAGUGGGCAGACCUUGGGAAACUCUGGGAUGAUGAGCACCGAACUAUCCUCACGAUGGCCUGGCAUAGACUCAGAGCCUUUCCCGACUCUUCCAAAGGACUUCACGCGCUCAAGAAAAGCAAGAUCAUUGCGGUUUUAUCUAACGGAAACAUGCGCUCAUUGAUCGACUUGGCCAAGCACUCGAAUCUCCCAUGGGACGCCGUGUUGUCUACAGAGCUUUUUGAUACAUACAAGCCGAAUCCCAAGGUCUACCGUGGCGCAGCGUAUCAUCUUUCUUUGGAGCCCAGACAGUGCGCAAUGGUCGCUGCCCAUGUUUUUGAUGUCAAGUCUGCUGCCAGUAACGGCAUGAAAACGGUAUAUGUGAGACGAGGCGAGGAUCCGCUUUCAAUGGAGGUCAAGAGCAAAAAGGAUGGUGGAGAGUUCGACUUGGUAGUUGAUUCUAUUGAGGAGAUAGCUGGUCUCUUUGCACAGUAA